Molecule: messenger RNA, 728 nt
Organism: Teleopsis dalmanni
Lineage: Eukaryota; Metazoa; Arthropoda; Insecta; Diptera; Diopsidae
Product: myb/SANT-like DNA-binding domain-containing protein 3
Exons: 2
Coding region: 101-685 (194 amino acids)
Source: RefSeq, a predicted model, not a curated record
CUUAAGUGCAGAUCAAAAUUAAAAAAAUAUGGCAAUAUUGAAUAAAAUCAGAUGUUUGUAGCAGCUUCAAUCGGAAAUAAUUUUAAACUGUUUUAAAAAAAUGGAGGGGAAGCGAUGCAGUAAUUUCUCAGCUGAAGAAAUUGAUAACUUAAUUGAAAUAAUUAACAAAUAUAAAUAUAUAAUAGAAAAUAAAAAAACAGAUCAUGUGUCCUCUAAAAAAAAGGAGGACACAUGGACGAAAAUAACUAACGAAUUCAACUUCCAAGCAAAGAUUUCUAGGAAUAAGGCAUCCUUACGAAAAAAAUAUGAAAAUUUAAAACGGAAUUUAAAAGUGCGUACGUCUAUAGAGAAGCAAAAAAUGUGCAAAACUGCCAGCGGGUCUUCCACAAAAGUGGAAAAUGGAAGAUUACUGUCCGCUGUUACUCCAAAUGAAAUAAAUGAGUUGAACAGUUUUUACGAUAACGACUGCAGCGGUGAAGAUCUAAGAACAAAGUGGGCUGAAAAAAAGCAUAACCUGGAAAUAGAAAUGAUGACUGCUGAGCACAACAAUCGAAUGAAAAAACAUGCAUUAGAAAUACAAAUAAUGGAAACUGAAAGAAAAGACAGGAAAAAGAUCAAUCAAUUAAAAAUGGAAAAACUCCAGCUUGAAAUUGACGCAUUAAGAAGCAAGGAAGUUAUAAAAUAAUUGUUCAAGAAAAAUUAUAAUUUUAAAUUUAGUUACAUUAAUA